UUUUCCGCGCGUACUCGGUGUGUUUUGAAGGGGAAGGAAUACCGGAAGCUGGGCAGACACAAUGGCUAAAAAUGCUCUUGGCUUUGGGGGAUAUGACUCGGAUUUCAGUGACGAAGAGGGAGACAAAGACAACCAGGAAGAGAAAACCAGACGUAGAAAGGAUGAAGCAUUGCUCAAAAAACCCUUUCAGAAAGACAAAUAUGGAAAGGUGGCUCACAGACAAGUCGCGGCUGAUGAAUGGGACAGGCAAGAGGCACAGAACCGGAGAGUGCAUUUAAUUUCCAUGGACGCUUUUGCCAGACAUCAGAAAUUUGUUAACGACUACAUUCUGUUUUACGGAGGAAAAUUAGAAGACUUUAAACGGUCGCGACAAAAUGAUAAAACAGACUUUGAUGUCAUCAGAGAAAACCACAGAUUCCUUUGGCAGGAAGAAGAUGAAGAAGACUUGACUUGGGAGAAGAGACUCGCCAAGAAGUAUUACGAUAAACUAUUUAAGGAAUACUGCAUAGCAGAUCUUAGCCGAUACAAGGAGAACAAGUUUGGAUUUCGAUGGCGGAUAGAGAAAGAAGUGAUCGCAGGAAAAGGUCAGUUUUCCUGCGGGAACAAACGCUGCGAUGAAAAAGAAGGUUUGAAGAGCUGGGAAGUAAAUUUCGGUUACGUUGAACACGAGGAGAAGCGGAACGCCCUCGUCAAAUUAAGACUUUGUCCAGAAUGUUCAUACAAGCUGAAUUUCCACCACCGGAGGAAAGAAGUUCAGCCAAAGAAAAGGAAGUUACAGGAAGAUGACGGAAAACCUUCAAGAAAGAGAUCCAAAGGUUCCCAAACCCAAGAGAAGUCAAAGCGCAAAGAAACCUCUUCAGAUAAACAAGAAGAUUCCAGUGAAACAGAUGAAAAAGACGAAGAAGACGCCAAAACAGAUGCUGAGUUUUGGAGAGGCCCCCAUCAGGAGGCAGAAGAAAAAUCCCGCGAAGAAGAAUUCGAUGAGUACUUUCAAGAUAUGUUUCUCUGAGAUGAAGCAUCGCAUUAAAUGUGUUUUCUAUCCUUGUGUUUUCUCUUUUUUCUGUUAAAUUUAUUUUUUAUAAAAAUAAUGAAUGCAAAA
This is a messenger RNA of Spea bombifrons (plains spadefoot toad), 1099 nucleotides long. Its product is annotated as protein FRA10AC1. The record is from RefSeq and is a predicted model, not a curated record. Lineage: Eukaryota; Metazoa; Chordata; Amphibia; Anura; Pelobatidae. The transcript is spliced from 14 exons. Gene Ontology annotation, molecular function: phosphatase activity. The coding region runs from base 62 to 1009 and encodes 315 amino acids. Gene Ontology annotation, biological process: dephosphorylation.